GCAGAGAGAUCCACAAACUCAAGAGCAUAAACAGUAACACAGGUUAUUUUGAUGUCACUAUGGUUACGAAAGCCCGCCCGCCACUCAAUCUUAGUUCUCUAUUUGCCACUAUGUGUCACUCUGCUCUAAAAGCCCGGGGGCAACGUGGUCUUUGCUGAACUCUGAGAGGACAAUUAUAGUCUCAUGCCAAGGAGGAACUAUCCUGCUUACCUCUCACACUUUGGAAGAAUACAGAAAUACACUUGAUUUAGCUAGCUUCACAAUAGCCACUAGCCCAAUGAUGGAGGUGAUGAGGACCUCCACCCAUGCAAACCCCACCCCUACCCCCACCCUCAAUGACUCAAACACCUGCACGACUCUGUAUGACCACCUGGAGUACGCCCGAGUCCUCAUGCCCCUCUUCUACAGCAUCGUCUUCUCCGUGGGGUUGCUGGGCAACGCCCUGGCGCUGCAUGUCAUCCGGCCCAACCUAAAGAAGAUGAACUCCACCACGCUCUACUCCGCCAACCUGGUCAUCUCCGACAUCCUGUUCACGCUGUCACUACCGUUACGGAUAAUCUACUACGCCCUGGGCUUCCACUGGCCCCUGGGGGAGACCCUGUGUAAGAUCACAGGGCUGAUCUUCUACAUCAACACAUAUGCCGGGGUAAACUUCAUGACCUGCCUCAGUGUGGACCGAUUCAUUGCUGUGGUCUUGCCGCUCCGGUUCGCACGCUUCCGGAAGGUCUCCAAUGUCCGGUUCAUCUGCGUUGGGGUGUGGUUGCUGGUCUUAAUGCAAACUUUGCCCCUCCUCUCAAUGCCCAUGACUCAUGUGGAGUCUGAUGGCUUCAUCACUUGUAUGGAGUAUCCCAACUUCGAACAGGUGCCCAACAUCGCCUACAUGCUGAUCGGCGCCGUGUUCCUAGGCUAUGGAGUCCCCGUGGUGACUAUCCUAUUGUGCUACUCCAUACUGUGCUGUAAACUCCGCCUCUCGGCCAAGACCAAUCACCUGACAGACAAGUCGGGGCGCAGCCGCAAAGCCGUUGGGGUGAUCUGCUGCGUCUCCCUGGUGUUCGUGGUGUGUUUCAGCCCCUACCACAUCAACCUCCUCCAAUACAUGAUCCGAAAGCUGAUCUACACACCAGACUGUGCUGAACUCACAGCCUUCCAGAUCUCCUUACACUUCACUGUUUGUCUGAUGAACCUCAACUCCUGCCUGGAUCCUUUCAUCUACUUCUUUGCCUGUAAGGGUUACAAGAGGAAGGUGCUGAAGAUCCUGAAGAGGCAGGUGAGCGUAUCCUUCUCCAGCGCAGUACGGACAUCGCCCGAGGGGUCAUCCAGAGACAUCGUAGAUGGUAAGAAGAUCCACCUCAACAGCACUAGGUACGAACAGUGUGUCCAACAGAAUGGCCAAAGGUGAGUGACGACCAACCAACAGACCGGUGAGUCAAAGACCAACCAACAGAUCGAAGAGCCAUCAACCAGCAAACAGACCAGCCAACAGACCGGUGAGCCCACGACCAGCCAACAAACCUUUGAGCCAACGACCAGCCGACAGACUGGUUAGUCAAUGACCAGCAAACAGACUGGUGUGCAAACAACCAGCAAACAAUUUGAAUAACAUACUAUAUGUGAUGAAUUUGAAAAACAUAUGAUAUGUUAUGAAUUCUAGCUAGGUGUCUAAUGUUAGCUAGGUGGCUAACGUUAGCUACUGUAGGCUAAGGGUUAAGGUUUGGAGUUAGGUUAAAGGGUUAAGGUUAGGGGUUAAGGUGAGGGUUAAGUUUAGGUGUUAGGUUAAAGGGUUAAGGUUAGGGGAAGGGUUAGCUAUCAUGCUAAGUAGUUGCAAAGUGGCUAAAAAGUGGUAAGUAGUUGAAAAGUUGCUAAUUAGCUAAAAUGCUUAUCUGUUGUCCAUGAUGCGAUUUGAACUCGCAACCUUUGGAUUGUUAGACAUUCACGUCAGAAAAUUGCUAGAGGAUGUCUGAGGAGAUAGACUGAACUAUAACUGUAUAACUGAUUAACAGUUAAAAGAGGUAUCUCACGCCCUCUGGAAAUAGAGCCACCAAGGUAACAAGCUGUUUCUGCCUUUUGCCAAUACAGUAGUGCUGAGCGAUUCACCGUAAAAAAAAUCCCCCGUUAUUAAACAACUAAUUGACCGACAUCCGUUCAAUUACUUGAACUCCAUAUAGUUCUGCUUUUUUUUUGUGAGCUCAACGUGCUGUUUCUCUCGAGAGAAAUUAAAUAAUUAACGAGAGAAACGUAGUCAAUGGGCGCAUUUGAGCGGAUCACUUUUGUCAAGUCGAUGACCAUCGUUGCGCCUACGUGUCGACUGCAUAUACUUUACAAAACAUAUGCUCUUGACCAACUUCAGUCUGCAGCCAUCACCUGCAUUGUGGGAGGAUCUAUUGUCAUUGACCCACACAAACGUGACCAAAGACAUGAUUGAAAUAGGAACAAAUGUUGAUACGAUUCAUGUAUACAGUUGUCAUUCAAAUGAAUUUGAUACUUGAGGCUGUUUCUCACUGAUUGCAGUUUAUAAUUGUUGAAAUAAACAUGGCUCCAACCCCCAGAACACAAACUCACAAAGAAAAACUUUCAUUAACAAUGGCAGCACUGCCAUGUUGAUCUGAGCCUUGCUGUUGGAAAAUCACAUUAGUGUCUGACUUUGGUUGUCACAGAUGCACCUCCUCCGACCACUCCUCAACUUUCGUCUACAGUCGGUUGCUUUCGCUUUACCCCUCAAACACACCUAAUAACUAUGUGGGAUGCCAGGCAAAUAUUCAACCUAGUUCAGCACAAAACUGUGGUAAUUUACUACACUUACCAUAAUCCAUUGCGCCUGUUCUUCCCAGUCCCGGACAGAGGCGGAUACACAUAGACGAUAAGGAUAGAGGCAGUUCGUCAGGUAGCUCUACCCAAUUGAUAGUUGUAGUAGUUGGUAAUAAGCAGUCUUGAAAGUAUGCCUCAUCUACUUUGAACAACUAAUACAAUUAUUUUGUCAGCCAGCUAGUUACUCACCUAGCUAAAAAGGAUGACUUGUUCAAUGGGAUGCACAGAGAUAACUUUAGAUGGGUGUCUGGCUGACUGUCUGGCUGGCUGCUACUGCCUGAGCAGAGAUGAUAUGAUGACUUUAUGGAAUGAGAAAUAAUAAAGUCAUCAAAAAAAAACGAAGUAAUAUACACAACUGAAAUAUUUGAUUAAAGUAAAGUUAUGGUUAAUAAUGAUGGCAGUAAUGGGCUACCAAACUACCAUCAUGGUAGUUAACAAUUUUACGAACAAUUUUAUUAUGUGUUGUUACAGCAUUCAACCCACUGUCCGUGUCAGGAAAAAAGGCAGGUGGAUGGCAUCAAAAAUAUUUUAAUGUCAUUAUUUAUAAAUGCAUUUAAUGUUUUAAAAAAAGUGAUUGGUUAAAAAAUUAUCUCAAAAAACACUUAUCGCUCUGCACUACAAUACAGUGACACGUUUUUUGCCACAUGCAAAUACAGUGACAACUUGGUCUAAUGCAGAAACACAUGAGCAUAUAAGGACAGUAUUAGACAGCAUGGACACUGGCUUGAAAAUAUGUCUCGAAAUGGACAGCUGAAUAUUACUUCAUAGUUUCAGAGACUCUGACUAAAGAAUAGAAAGCUUUGGAACAUCACAAUGCUGAGGAAUGAAAAAUAAGAUAAUGUUGAUUAUACUUUUUGUACAUACACUUCCUGCAUUAUUCUUCAAAUUACCUUUUGAUUAUUGAUAAAUGUAAAAUAUGUCAACACCAUGUACUAAAUGUAACUAUGUCCCUCAAUUCAUUUUAUCAGAGUCAAUGACAUCCAUUUUUUUUUACCAAGUGGUUCACAUUUUUUAUUUCCGUUGUUCACAAUAAGGGUUCCCCUCUAUUUUUGAUUCAUGUGAUGACUGUGUGUUGAUAAUAAACCCUUUAAUUUUGAAUAAAAAAGAAAUGGAAAUAAAUAAUAUCUUAUGCUUUUGUGGUGCUCAAGAUCGUGUGGUAUUCCUCAGAUAGAUACAAUGAAUGUCCAUCCAUAUCAGUAAUGUUGAUCAGACUCCACUGUAGGCCCACACUGCUAUCUGAGCCCCAAGUGGGCAGUGUUAUAUAGAAAGAGAAAGAUAAUACAGUAGAACAUUUACAGUUGAAGUCAGAAGUUUAUAUACUCUACACCUUAGCAAAAUACAUUUAAACUCAGUGUUUCACAAUUCCUGACAUUUAAUCCUGGUAAAAAUUCCCUGUCUUAGGUCAGUUAGGAUCACCACUUUAUUUUAAGAAUGUGAAAUGUCAGAAUAAUAGUAGAAAGAAUGAUUUAUUUCAUCUUUUAUUUCUUUCAUCACAUUCCCAGUGGGUCAAAAGUUUACAUACACUAAUUUAGUAUUUUGGUAGCAUUGCCUUUAAAUUGUUUAACUUGGGUCAAACGUUUCGGGUAGCCUUCCACAAGCUUCCCACAAUAAGUUGGGUGAAUUUUGGCCCAUUCCUCCUGACAGAGCUGGUGUAACUGAGUCAGGUUUGUAGGCCUCCUUGCUCCUUCAGUUCUGCCCACACAUUUUCUAUAGGAUUGAGGUAAGGGCCUUAUGAUGGGCACUCCUAUACCUUGACUUUGUUGUCCUUAAGCCGUUUUGCCACAACUUUGGAAGUAUGCUUGGGGUCAUUGUCUUUUUGGAAGACCCAUUUGCAACGAAGCUUUAACUUCCAGACUGAGGUCUUGAGAUGUUGCUUCAAUAUAUCCACAUAAUUUUCCUCCUCAUGAUGCCAUCUAUUUUGUGAAGUGCACCAGUCCCUCCUGCAGAAAAGCAACCCCACAACAUGACGCUGCCACCCCUGUGCUUCACAGUUGCAAACCGUAGUCUGUUUUUUUUUAUAGUGGUUUUGGAGCAGUGGCUUCUUCGUUGCUGAGCGGCUUUUCAUGUCGAUAUAGGACUCAUUUUACUGUGGAUAUAGAUACUUUUGUACAUGUUUCCUCCAGCAUAUUCACAAGGUCCUUUGCUGUUGUUGUGAGAUUGAUUUGCACUUUUCUCACCAAAGUACGUUCAUCUCUAGGAGACAGAAUGUGUCUCCUUCCUGAGCGGUAUGACGGCUGUGUGGUCCCAUGGUGUGUUUAUACUUGAGCACUAUUGUUUGUACCGAUGAACGUGGUACCUUCAGGCGUUUGGAAAUUGCUCCCAAAGACGAACCAGACUUGUGGAGGUCUACAAUUUAUUUUCUGAGGUCUUGGCUAAUUUCUUUUGAUUUUCCCAUGAUGUCAAGCAAAGAGGUACUGAGUUUGAAGGUAGGCCUUGAAAUACAUCCACAGUUACACCUCCAAUUGACUCAAAUUAUGUCAAUUAGCCUAUCAGAAGCUUCUAAAGCCAUGGCAUAAUUUUCUGGAAUUUAUCCAAGCUGUUUAAAGGCACAGUCAACUUAGUGUAUGUAAACUUCUGACCCACUGGAUUUAUGAUACAGUGAAUUCUAAGUGAAAGAAUCUGUCUGUAAACAACUGUUGGAAACAUUACUUGUGUCAUUGUCACGCCCUGACCGUAGAUUGCUUUGCAUGUUUCUAUUUUUUGCUAUGUCAGGGUGUGAUGUGGGUGGGCAUUCUAUGUUUGUAUGUCUAGGUUUUGUAUUUCUAUGUUUUGGCCGGUAUGGUUCUUAAUCAGGGACAGCUGUCUUUCGUUGUCUCUGAUUGAGAACCAUACUUAGGUAGCCUGUUUUCCCACUGUUAGUUGUGGGUGGUUAUAUUCUGUUUAGUGUUGGUUGCACCUUGCAGAACUGUUUCGGCUAUUCUUUUUGUUAUUUUGUAUUCAGUGUUCAGUCAGUUAAGCAAAUAAAGAUGAACACGUACCCCGCUG
This is a messenger RNA of Salvelinus fontinalis (brook trout), 5790 nucleotides long. Its product is annotated as G-protein coupled receptor 183-like. Gene Ontology annotation, cellular component: membrane. Gene Ontology annotation, molecular function: oxysterol binding; G protein-coupled receptor activity. The transcript is spliced from 2 exons. The record is from RefSeq and is a predicted model, not a curated record. NCBI's taxonomy places the organism in Eukaryota, Metazoa, Chordata, Actinopteri, Salmoniformes, Salmonidae. Gene Ontology annotation, biological process: G protein-coupled receptor signaling pathway. Bases 278 to 1399 code for a protein of 373 amino acids.